Drosophila suzukii is the source of this 4808-nucleotide messenger RNA. RefSeq names its product G protein-coupled receptor kinase 2 (gene Gprk2). Gene Ontology annotation, biological process: signal transduction; regulation of signal transduction; protein phosphorylation. NCBI's taxonomy places the organism in Eukaryota, Metazoa, Arthropoda, Insecta, Diptera, Drosophilidae. The record is from RefSeq and is a predicted model, not a curated record. Gene Ontology annotation, molecular function: ATP binding; G protein-coupled receptor kinase activity. Gene Ontology annotation, cellular component: cytoplasm.
GUCACACAGAAAACAAAAAAUUUUUUCGAAAGCAGACACAUUUCGCGGAUCCAUCGGGGACUUGUGCAAAAAGCCCAAUUGCGAACGCCGUCGUGCCGCCGUGAAAACGCCGCUAAUCAGAAGACCUGGUCAGAAUCAACCGUUUGCCUCUCGCGACGUUCCUUAGGAAAAGCAGAAAUUUUCUCGCCGUAUUUUUCGUAUUUUCACCGUCAGCGAAACGCCGCGUGUGUCGUUGUGUGCGUGUGUGUGUCUGUGUGUGCCCGCCCGCCCAUCUGUGUGAGUGUGAGAGCGCGCGUGUGUGAGUGUCAGUUUUGGUGAGAGCCGCAACAACAACAAAAACAGCAUAAAAGAAAACCAAAAUCGACAAAUGCGGUCAAAUUGAAAAGAAAAACAAAAAUCAAAGAGUAUAUCUCGCGCAAAGCCAAAAGGCAAAGUCAAAAAGCACAAAGCCAGGAAAAAAACGCAGAUUUUCCAACGGAAAAGCCGGAAAAUUGCCCACUAGGCGUGUCGCUGCUUCUUCUUUCAAAUUGUUUAUGCUGCAAUUGGCGUAGUGAGCGAAAGACAGAGAGAGAAAAAGAAAGGUCUUAUCAACGAGCGCUUAUCAGAAUCCGCAGAUUUGUUGCGAAUAAAUUCCAACUAGCUGAAGUUCGCAGUAGAACCGCACUAAGCGGUAAAAAAAGAACAUCAAACAAACAGUUACCCAACCAGCCGUCAGCAAAUCGGUCAUUUCCAUUUCGAGCAGCCAAAGAUUGAGGAAACCCAUUGGCCAGCAGUCCCACAUUCAAUCAAGCGCAAAUUGGUUCAACUUGCACAAAAGGGCACAUUUCGGCCUUGCAAAUUCCAAUCUUGAAACUAAAUGACGCCUGUGUCUGAAACGGAAACCGAAACCCUGCUGCCAAAUACCGCAACGCUGGACGCCAGACGACGGCCACAAAUUAGCCAGCCAGCCGUAGAUUUGCAAGUCUAAGGAGUCGCCCAGGAGCCAAGUGAAAAGCAGAAAGGAUCCCUGUGCAAAGGAGCCAGCCAAGGUCAAACACGGGAACCACAUCAAAGGGGAAGGACCAACCAGCCAGUGCGACUGCGACUAUUUUUUCGAGAGCGCCAAAGGAUUCAUUAAAAAACCGCCAACCUGGAACUAAUGGAAUUAGAGAAUAUUGUGGCCAAUACGGUCUACUUGAAAGCGAGAGAAGGUGGUUCCGACAGCAACAAGGGAAAGAGCAAAAAAUGGCGCAAAAUAUUGCAAUUCCCACACAUAUCGCAAUGCAUCAACCUGAAAGACAAAUUAGACAUAAGCUAUGGCUACGUGAUAGAUCAGCAACCCAUUGGUCGUGAGCUCUUCCGCCUGUUUUGCGAGAACAAGCGGCCCGUCUACUUUCGCUACAUCACCUUCCUGGAUGAGGUGGUCAAAUACGAGAUCGAGUACAUCUCGAACCGCAUAUUCAUUGGCCAUGACAUCGGCCGGCGCUUCUUGGACGUCGAGGCCCAGCUGGAGCUGCGCAACGGCAGCGGUGGCGACGCCCUGGACGCCGAGACGCAGGAGGAGCUGCUGCUCAACAGCAGCAAUGCCAAUCCAACUGAAACAGCUGAGACUGAACACUGCAACAAUACCACCGCCAACAACUGCAACAACAUCAACAACAGCAACAGCAACGACAUUAAUCACAAGAAGCUGGACACGCGCAAUCACAACGGCGACGAUGCCACCGGGAAUGGGAGCGGCAAUGGCCACCAGGAGGACGAGGACGACGGCGAGGGCGUCAAGAGCCUGGAUGGUCAUGGUGAUGCGGAAAAGGGCGGUGGUAUCGGCGGCGGGGGAGAAGGAGGCGGAAAGGGUGGACCCCAUGUGGGCGGAUAUCCCGACGAACUCGUGCUGGACGUGCUCAACGAUGAUCUCAUUGCGCAAGUGCGUAACAAACUCAACAGCGGCGGCAAGGACAUCUUUGCCCAGUGUGUGAAUGCGGUUAAGGCGUUCCUGGCCGGCGAGCCGUUCCGGGAGUUCGAGAGCUCUAUGUACUUCCACCGAUAUUUGCAGUGGAAGUGGCUGGAGGCGCAGCCAAUCACCUAUAAAACGUUUCGCAUGUACCGGGUGCUCGGAAAGGGCGGUUUCGGCGAGGUGUGCGCCUGUCAGGUGCGGGCCACUGGGAAAAUGUACGCGUGCAAAAAGCUGGAGAAAAAACGCAUCAAGAAGCGCAAGGGCGAGUCGAUGGUGUUAAUCGAGAAGCAGAUACUGCAGAAAAUCAACUCGCCAUUCGUGGUCAAUCUGGCCUACGCGUACGAGACAAAGGAUGCCCUCUGCCUGGUGCUGACCAUAAUGAAUGGCGGCGAUUUGAAAUUCCACAUUUACAACAUGGGCGGCGACCCGGGAUUUGAACUGGAGCGUGCCCGCUUCUACGCCGCCGAGGUGGCCUGCGGCCUGCAGCACCUGCACAAGCAGGGCAUCGUCUACCGAGACUGUAAGCCGGAGAACAUCCUGCUCGACGAUCACGGCCAUGUCCGUAUCUCCGACCUGGGACUGGCCGUCGAGAUUCCGGAGGGCGAGAUGGUGCGCGGCCGGGUGGGCACAGUGGGGUACAUGGCCCCCGAGGUCAUCGACAACGAGAAGUACGCCUUCUCCCCGGACUGGUUCAGCUUUGGCUGCCUGCUGUACGAGAUGAUCGAGGGGCAGGCGCCGUUCCGGAUGCGCAAGGAGAAGGUCAAGCGCGAGGAGGUGGACAGGCGCGUUAAGGAGGAUCCCGAAAAGUAUUCAAGCAAGUUUAACGACGAAGCCAAAUCAAUGUGCCAACAGCUGUUAGCUAAAUCGAUAAAGCAGCGCCUGGGCUGCCGCAACGGACGCAUGGGCGGGCAGGAUGUGAUGGCCCACCCGUUCUUCCACGCCACCCAGCUCAAUUGGCGUCGCCUGGAGGCUGGCAUGCUGGAGCCACCCUUUGUGCCAGACCCGCACGCCGUUUACGCCAAAGAUGUGCUCGAUAUUGAACAGUUCUCGACGGUUAAGGGCGUCAAUAUCGACGAAUCCGACACGAAUUUCUAUACGAAAUUCAACACUGGCUCCGUGUCCAUUUCAUGGCAGAACGAGAUGAUGGAGACCGAGUGCUUUCGGGAGCUGAAUGUCUUUGGUCCCGAGGAGUGCCCCACGCCGGACUUGCAGAUCAACGCGGCGCCUGAACCUGACAAGGCGGGCUGUUUCCCAUUUCGCCGAAAGAAGAAGCAGCCGGCUCGCACACAGCCUAUUCCCAUUCCCGAGCAUCUGCUUACCACUAGUCACAGCGUGUCCUCCACGACGGUCGAGAGCUGAUAGCAUAGAUCGCUCGAGGAUGCCUCUAAGCGGACGCCUGACGUAGACGUCGACACAUAGCACAAAUUGCGCACAGAUACCCCGGAUCGGAGGUUUUCAGCAGGAGCGGAAGCAGAAGAACAUCAUAGCACAACCUAAUUACAAACCAAAACCGAUAUCGGUUUCCCACUCAGUUGACGCGCAAGGAGCAUUUUUGAAAUUGUAUUUUUACAACAAAUUUUCUAAUGAAAUUGCAAGCUGAUUUUGACCACACUACACACACAACAUAUAUUUAUAAAUGUUUCCAAAUGACUUCAAACCGAAACAAAAACACACACAUUAAGCACACAUUAGAGUGUUAAUUAAUUGAAACCGUGGUAGCAUGAAUACCACUCACUAUAAGGCCGUCAGUUUGUCACAGCACCCAAGAAUAAUGUUACUUAAAUACGAGCGCUAUUUAAUAUCUAAUUGAUCAUCUAUGACAUGCGUCGCCGGAGGCAGGACAACAGCAGGAGAACGAGGAGGAGCAGGAGCGGGAGCAGUACUAUGUAGACGGCAGAGUAGAGGCAACGCCAGCAGAGUAAUGUGUAAUUUUUGUAUAGUAGUUUGUGCUCAACGGGACCGCGUUGGAAGAUAGAUGUUCUAGUUAGCAUUUGUAAGUUAAGAAAAUGACAUGAAUACUCGAAAACUUGAAUGCAUUUUUAACAAAUACUUAACACAUGCUACUACUAUAUUGUACAUGCAUAGAUACAUAGAUACAUAGUUACGAUACGAGCGUACAACCUAAACAGAUUGUAAAUUUUAAAACCUAUGAUUAUUUAUACGACUCCUAAGUUUUAUUGCCGCACACCUUUGCUAAGCUUUCAUAUUGUUCUUUGACUCUUUUCUGUUGCCUAAGUUUAAGUUGGCCCGAUGGCCGCAGGUUCCCGCGGGAGAACGUUAUUACUGAUAUUUGUUUCGUCAUGCAAUAAAUUGAACAGCAAGUAAUGCUAACUAAUGCUAAUUCAUUGAGAUAUCGAUGUCAGCUAGUGUCUAAGUUUUGUGUAAACGUAGCGUAGGCAUUUUGUAAUUAGCAGCAAAGAAAAAAACGAAAACAAUGGAAAACCAAUUGGAGAAUUUAUUAUGUUAAUAUGGAAAAUUGAUUAUGAUUAUUGAACUUGUUGGCAUUGGCAGCGAGUCUUAGUUCCAAUUCACUUGAUUUAGGCACAACUAGUAAAUUGUAAGGCAUAGAUUGAACAACUACUACCAGCACAAACAACAAGCAACCAACCCGCAUUCAGAGCAACAGCAGCAGACAAACGCCAUCAGCCCCGAAUCCAAUUCAGCACCACAACUACAUAAAGUAAACCAAACUGAGCAAGCGCCGAAAUAUUUAUCUCUAGCAAUUAAAGGCAUAUUUAUAGAGCAUCGUAAAUACCAGAUAUACAUACAUAAAUAAAUCUAUUCUGUAAGCGAAAUGAUAAUGAUACAAAAUGCAAAACACAAACGCAGAGUCAAGAGAUGAACAUUCAAAAACAAUAAACGUAUUUAACUACCA